AAACAAAAAAAAACUGCUUAGGCCUUAGAUCCAUACAUUGGCACCGGAUCCCGCUGCUUCCGCCGGAAUCAAACCUUUCUCCGCUGCUUCUUUUCUCACCGGAGUAAAAGAGCCCGCGGCGGUGGUUUCCCGUCCGUCCAUGUUCAGAGAAGAAACGCCAUUUCUGCUCAAGGACGAAGUCGCCGCUGCCCUAUCUGUUCCUUGGAGAUCCGCUGCACUGCCAGAGGUAACGCCGGAAGCUUUCUCUUCAUCCAGUGGCAGUUGAGCACUUUCCAUGAAGUCUUGGUGAAUGACACUAGCCUGGGAACUGAGGUUGGGAUGCAAAACUCUUCACCUGAAGAAGUGUCUGCAUUGGUUGGCAACAAUUUUUUUCAUUGUUCAAAAUUACAAAAUCAUUACACAGAAGCUGCUGUAGUGGAAUGCAGGUUUGUUGAUGAUCAUGGCAUCACAAGUUAUCCUCCCACAGAUGCAAGCUCAGAGACCAAGUUUAGUACAGACAAAUCUGACCAGAAAGUACUAAGUAGAACUGACAUUUCAAAUAAGAGUACAGAGCUUGAUAAUGGCCAACAUAGAUCAAUUGUUGUUCAAAUUUCCAAAAUUGUGGAUUCAUCUACCUCAAUCAAUGGAGACAUGCAUUGUGAUGCUACCCUUGAAUCUGGGAUGGAACAUCUGAGAAGCUUUGUUGAUAACAAUGGAAGUCCACCAAGCCACCAUAAAAAUUUGGAUGUUCAAUACAGUGGUUCUGACAUAAGUAAUGAUGAAAAUUUGGUGAGCCAAGAAUCUGUGGUUGCUGAGAAAUCUUGGAGCAAUGAAGCAUUGAAUACCUCAUUGGAUGUUUCUUCAGCUAACAGUGUUGCUGGACAAGAUGUUAGUACUGGAACUGUUGGUUACCUUAAGAAACUAUUCCAGUUUUUGAUCAAGAUGCCAAGGUUUGAUGAUGAAAAGAUGAGAGAGCACAUCAGACUUGCACAGCUACAGGUUGAUGAGAAGACCCGAAGUAGGGAUGCUAUUUGGCAGGAAAUAAAAAAGAAAAGAGACAAUUGCCAACAUUAUGGUGUUGAAUUUGAAGCUGCCAAAUCAGAAGAGAGAGCUGCCCGAAGGCAGGUCAGAUCAAAGCGUGCUGAAAUUGAGCAUCUUCAAACUGAAAUUAAUAGAGUAAAGAAUGCAAUUUCUAUUGAGGAGAUAGAUGCAAGGAUAUGUAGCAUGGAAUGCAUGAUAGAACAUGAAACUCUUCCUUUAAAGGAGGAAAAUAAGUUAAUUCGAGAAAUUAAGCAACUGAAGCAACUGCGUGAUCAAUUAUCUACCAAUAUAGGUAGUUGUGUUGAAGUCCAGCAGGCUCUGGAUAAUAGAUCUCAAAUUGAGGAGAAUUUAAAGAUUUUGAAAAAAGAGCUUGAUAGCCUCAAAAACGAAGUAUCAAAAGCUGAAGCUGUUGCUCUGGCAGUAAGUUUGCAAUAUGAAGAAGAAAGCAAAAUGCACAAGGAAUUGCGAGCUCUGUAUAACGCUGCCAAUGAAAGUCGCCAAGCUGCAUAUGAAGACCUGCAGGUUUUGAGAAAGACACUAUACGAGAAGAACAAGCAUUUUAGAAUGUACAAAGAUGCUACAACCACUGCCAAUAGUCAUGCUGCAUGCCAAGAGAUUGAGGCUCUGCAUCACCUUUGUUCCAAUCAGGUUGAGAAGUAUAUGGAAGUCUGGAACAGGGAUGAAAAAUUUCGUAAGGAAUAUGUGAGGUGCAACAUGCAGAGUACAAUUAGGAGAUUGGGAACUUUGGAUGGUCGUUCUCUUGGCCUUGAGGAGUCUCCACCAGUGCUUCCGGUAUAUGUAGUUGGAAGAACUAAUAAGUUGGGUUCCAGCACAUCAGUUGACUUGAUCUCCCCAAACUUGCUAUCGCCACAGGAAGAUCUAGUGCUUAUCAAGGAUAAUGAAGACACAACCAGAAACCCCGUGCUGAAAGUUGCAGGGCAAAAGGCUGAACAAGACCGGAAAAAAGAGCCCGUGAUGUCUAAUUUGGAGAAUGUGGAACACAUACAAACAGAGGAAUUAGAGGCUUGGAAGGAUGAUGAGCUUGGAAAGCUUGAGACUGCCGUUAGACAGAGAGAGCAAUGCCGGUUGGAGGAGAUCAUCAAGGCCAAGGAGGCAUUGGAGAGGAAAAAGCGGAAUGCGGAGAAGGCUCAAGUGAGGGCUGAAUUACGGGCUCAGAAGGAAGCAGAACAAAGAGAGAAGGAAAAGGAGAAGAGAUUGAGAAAGAAGGGGAGGAAGAAGGGCAGCAUUGGCGAAGCUGGUAACGAGAACGAAAGUGCUUCAAUCUGUGAGACUACUAUAAAAGAUACCAUGAUCGAGAACGAAAGCAAGGAAUCAAAGGAUGAGUGUGGUAGAAAAUCUCAGAGAGCGCCUCAGUGCACGAAGCAAAGCAAGACAAAAUCAAUUCCUCCGCCGCUUAGAAACAAAAGCAAGAGGAGAAUGCAGCAGUGGGUAAGGAUAAUUUUCACAUCCUUUGCUGUUAUCGUUUUGUUCCUGCUCGGAAACAUUGGCUUCUUUGCCAGUCUUAAGCAGCGCCAAAAUGUGUCAUAAGUCACUCCCUUUUUUCUUCUUUUUAGUAAUAAAAACACACUAGUGCCGCGGGCACGACUACAUAUUUUUAGUACAACAUUGGUCUGGGGCGAGUCUGUGGGGGAGGGGGGGGGUGGGUGGGGGAAUGGACUCGACUCUGAGUAUAGUGGCUCAGGAUUACUAACCAUUAAAGGAUUUAAAGCUAUGGACGCUCCACGCUUUUUUUAAAUAUCUAAAAGGCAUGGGGUUCAUCUACGUUUCAAUAGUUAUACAUGAGAUCUUUUUUUCUUUGGUAUAUACUUUUUUUUGUUUCAGUACAUGAGUCCAAUGAUCUUUGGAUUAUCUUGAUGUAUUUGUCUCCUUUGUGCUUAAAGAAUUGAAAUAAAGUAGUACUUCCUUC
Cuscuta campestris is the source of this 2947-nucleotide messenger RNA. The record is from the annotation of a GenBank genome assembly. Lineage: Eukaryota; Viridiplantae; Streptophyta; Magnoliopsida; Solanales; Convolvulaceae.